UGGUAGCAUUAAUUACUGGCCAGAUCUGAGGGGGUUGGGGUUCUUGGGACACUAAAGGACAUGUUAGUUAUGUUACCAAGAGCUCUCUGCGACGGAUCUUGAUCGGAUUCUCAUACGGAUGUGGGGGCUAUGUCUUGUGUCGUUUAUGGUUUCUAGUUAUGUAACUACUUGUGGGUGUUAGUUGGGUGUUGGUGGAGUGUUGGUGGAUGGUGUUAAUGAUGAGAGUGAUGGAGACAGUUAGUGGACAGGUUAAAGUUAGUUGGUGAUGAUGGUCAAGUCGGCGUAUGGGAAGAGGAUGGCAUGUAAAGAGAUCAAAUGAGUUUCGAAAUGAGAUAUUAGAGAGAUUAGAGUCGAGUCGGAUGUCGGAUGUCGGAAACAAGGCAUGCGUUUCCCAGUCAGUCUAGGUGCUGGCUAUCCCAACUCCACAUUCCAUAUUCCCACAGAUCACUCUCCACAACCAUACAGAACACAACGAUUGGUCCCCAAUCUGGAUAUUUGUGUAGAGUGUCCAGUGAAAAUUACGAUUAACUACAUACUUUUGAGCGAGGAAACCCCCUAAAAAUUAUCAAGUCUUAAUCCUACACAGCAAUGGAGCAGAAGGACCAUCCGGGCCCCGACAAGGAGGUAAAGGAAGCCCAUCCCGAGGAGGAAUUCGGUAGCGAGGAGCACGCUACGGCCAAGUACCUGGCCGACACCUUUGGGGGGGCAAAGAUCUAUGUCGAGGCUGGCCGGGACGAGGCCUACGUCCAGUUGAAGGAGCCGCAGCUCCACCGCUUCAAGCUAUCGGAGCAGACGCAUAACCCCCCGCCGGGGUACGACGAGGAUGCGUUCCAGCCUGCGGAGGCCCAGGACAUCGAGAGGUGGGGCCAGGCCGAGGUCCUGAAGGUGGACCUGGUCGAGAAAAAGGACGAGGAGCAGUUCGGCAAGAUGCAGAGGGAUGCCACCACCGGCGAGAAGUACAUCCUCCUACCCAUAAACGUCGAGUUCCUGAUCGAUCCGGCGAACAUGAGCCUGGAAACGGCCAAGGAGUACCUCAACUCCUGCGCUCAGUUCAAGGAGAUCCUGCUCUCCCCGGAGGAGGACCAUCAAAUGACCCGGCACACCGUCCACAUUACGAACAUCCCGUUGGAGCCCGAGCAGGCUCCGGGAAUGGAUGGGGAAUCGGGUGAGGAACCUCAGGUAUCGAAGAAGGAGCCGGUGGACAACCAAUCGGAGGAGACCCUGAGGGGAUCAGAGGAUGGGAACUACUGGGACUUCCACAUGCACCAGUACUAUGUGCCCAGGUUCAACAUCCCGUUCGAGCUGAACUUUGCAACCGCCGAGGAAAUGAGCCGUGCCGGACAGGUGGCAGGAGGGGACACCGACCGGAAGACCCCGGCCGAGCCAGUGGUGGAUACCAAUGAGUCGGAUGUUUAAAACCAAGUUGUGAGAUCCUCCCCAGAACACUGAUCUAGUUCUGGAGGAACCCACCCCCCCCUUUCGUUUAAAAUUUCAACAGUUAUCUUAUUACGUAAUAAAGUUCUUGACAGUUAAUCCCAAGGGUUU
Drosophila bipectinata is the source of this 1545-nucleotide messenger RNA. RefSeq lists its product as uncharacterized. The record is from RefSeq and is a predicted model, not a curated record. NCBI's taxonomy places the organism in Eukaryota, Metazoa, Arthropoda, Insecta, Diptera, Drosophilidae.